Molecule: messenger RNA, 2184 nt
Organism: Helicoverpa armigera (cotton bollworm)
Lineage: Eukaryota; Metazoa; Arthropoda; Insecta; Lepidoptera; Noctuidae
Gene: RpA-70
Product: replication protein A 70 kDa DNA-binding subunit
Exons: 11
Coding region: 171-1982 (603 amino acids)
Biological process (GO): DNA replication; nucleotide-excision repair; telomere maintenance via telomerase
Cellular component (GO): DNA replication factor A complex; nucleus
Molecular function (GO): single-stranded telomeric DNA binding; damaged DNA binding
Source: RefSeq, a predicted model, not a curated record
GCGCCUCCCGGCAAAAAGAAAUCGGCAGCCCAGUAAUUCGUUACAUUAUUGCGUCUAAACAAUUUCAAUAAAUUAAAUAUUGUUUAUCAGGUGUUAUCUGGUUAUGCUUUGAUUAUUGUUAUUGUAAUAUCUAGAUCGUGGUUGGAAAGGCAUCAGACUAUCAAAACAAAAUGAGCCACCAACUAUCUGAGGGGUCUCUUGAGGUGAUAAUGAAUGGAGGAGUGUAUGAUAAGCCCAUAAUGCAAGUGUUAGGCAGUAAGAAAAUUCAAGGUAGUGGUGCCAACGAGAGGUUCCGGCUCCUCGUAUCAGAUGGCAAGCAUUCACACAGCUUUGCCAUGCUUGCCACACAACUGAAUGAUAAACUGAUAUCUGGGGAACUCUCUGAUUACUCUGUCGUACAGAUUGAUCGAUUUGUUACAUCACUGCUGAAAAAUACUGGCAAAGGCGAAAAGCGUGUAAUGAUCAUCUUGGAUAUCACAAUAGUAGCUCCUGGCAGUACCGUGGGGAAGAAGCUUGGCAACCCUGUGACUUGGACAGAGGAGUCCGCUGCAGCUGCACCACCAGCCAAGUCCACGCCUACGCCUGCCCCUCGUCCCAACCCAGCCCCAGUGCCCACGUCACUGCCUACUCCUUCAGCCAAUCUUGAUUCCAGUAUACUAUCUUCACAGAUGACCCAUCCUAUUGCCAGUCUCAGUCCAUACCAGAAUAAGUGGGUCAUAAAAGCUCGCGUUAUGUCUAAAUCGGACAUACGCACGUGGAACAACGCGCGCGGUGAAGGCAAACUCUUCAGUAUGGACCUGUGCGACGACAGCGGAGAGAUCAGAGCUACAGCAUUCAAAAACGAAUGUGAUAAGUUCUACGAUAUGAUACAGGUGGACAAAGUGUACUACAUUAGCCGCUGUCAGCUGAAAACAGCUAAUAAGCAAUACACCACAAUGAAAAAUGACUAUGAAAUGACAUUCACAGCUAACACAGUAGUUGCAGAGUGUAUGGAAGACGCUUCCAGUGUACCAAGCAUUAAAUUUGAUUUUGUACCAAUUAAUGAUAUUGCUGCAAAAAGUGUGGACACCUUAUUGGAUGUGGUUGGUGUAUGCAAGGCUGCUUCGGAUCUUCAAGAGUUAACUGCUAGGAGUACAGGAAAAUUGCUUAAAAAGAGGGAGCUCACCCUUGUUGACAAUUCUGGUGGUGCGGUUGUCUUAACAAUGUGGGGAAAGGAAGCUGAAAAUUUCGAUACCAACACAAACCCAGUGAUUGCUGUAAAAAGUGCUCGUUUGGCAGAGUUUAACGGCAGCAAGUCCCUGUCUUGUCUGGCCAGCACCAUGAUCCGACUGAACCCUGACUUGCCUGAAGCACACAAGCUGAGAGGCUGGUACGAUAAUGGCGGCGCUGAUAUGGAGAUCGUCAAUAUUUCCGCCAGGGUCGGAGGCUACAGCGGGGGCAGUAACGAAUGGAUCACGUUCUCUGACGCGGAAUCUCGGCAGCUCGGCUCAGGAGACAAAGGCGACUACUUCAGUCUACUCGGAGUUCUCACAUUUACGUUCGCCGACAAUGCGGUCUACAAAGCUUGCCCACAAGAACAGUGCAACAAGAAACUUGUCGACCAAGAAAAUGGACUCUACAGAUGCGAGAAGUGCAAUAGAGAAUAUCCUAAUUACAAAUAUAGACUUUUAUUGGGGGCAAAUGUAUCAGAUGCAACAGGAGACCAGCGUAUAACGGCCUUCAAUGAAGCCGCAGAGGCGAUGCUCGGCAAGAACGUCGCAGAAAUCGGCCGUCUGUUUGAAUACGACAAGACAACAUACACGCAGAUGUUUGAAGAAGUCAAGUUCAGGACUUUCGUGUUCAAGUUCCGCACCAAAAUGGAGACUUAUAAUGAUGAGGCCCGCCUAAAAACCGUAGUUGUCAACGUUCAGCCAGUAGACUAUAAGGAUGCCAACAAGAGACUAAUUGCCAGCAUAAAAGCUCUUUCAGGAGUUGAAGUAUAGUGUUGAUCAUUAAUUCUAUUCCUACAAAUAUUCUGUAAGAAGUGUUAAGUCCCAUGAGAAUAAUUCCACUUAUAAAAUGUGAUAAAUAAAAUUGAUCAUGAUGUAUUAAAGUAAGGUACCAAUUUGUUUUGUUAAAUUAUGCAAGUGUUGAACACAGAACCUGCUAUUUUUUGUCAAUAAAUUAAUGUAGUUUUCUUGAUUA